Molecule: messenger RNA, 1086 nt
Organism: Lotus japonicus
Lineage: Eukaryota; Viridiplantae; Streptophyta; Magnoliopsida; Fabales; Fabaceae
Product: cytokinin riboside 5'-monophosphate phosphoribohydrolase LOG3-like
Exons: 7
Coding region: 186-845 (219 amino acids)
Biological process (GO): cytokinin biosynthetic process
Cellular component (GO): nucleus; cytosol
Molecular function (GO): hydrolase activity, hydrolyzing N-glycosyl compounds
Source: RefSeq, a predicted model, not a curated record
GUGGUAGUGAAGCAAGCAUACACUAGAGGUUGUUGUUUAGCAAUUGUAGUUUGUUUGAGACAAAACAAUAUUGUUUUGUUUGAGAAUCUUGUGUUGUGUGUGUUUGUGUCUUUGUGUGGUUGUGAAAGUUAGUUAAUAUACAACAACAAAGUAACUACCUUUACCUUACAAGUUACAACUAACAAAUGGAGAAACAUGGUGAGAUAAGGCACUCAAAGUUCAAAAGGAUUUGUGUCUUCUGUGGGAGUAGCCCUGGCAAGAAGCCUAGUUAUCAAGAUGCUGCCAUUGAGCUUGGAAAUGAACUGGUUUCAAGGAACAUUGAUCUGGUGUAUGGUGGGGGAAGCAUUGGCCUCAUGGGAUUGGUUUCACAAGCUGUUCAUGAUGGCGGUCGGCAUGUCAUUGGAGUUAUUCCCAAGACGCUCAUGCCUCGAGAGCUAACUGGUGAAACAGUGGGAGAAGUGAAGGCUGUGGCAAAUAUGCACCAGAGGAAAGCUGAGAUGGCUAAGCAUUCAGAUGCCUUUAUUGCCUUACCAGGGGGAUAUGGGACUCUAGAGGAGCUUCUUGAAGUCAUAACCUGGGCUCAACUUGGGAUUCAUGACAAGCCUGUUGGAUUAGUAAAUGUUGAUGGGUACUUUAGCUCCUUGUUGUCAUUCAUUGACAAAGCUGUGGAAGAGGGGUUUAUUAGUCCAAAUGCCCGCCACAUAAUUGUUUCAGCACCAACUGCAAAAGAGUUGGUGAAGAAAUUGGAGGAAUAUGUCCCUUGUCAUGAGAGUGUUGCUUCCAAGCUGAACUGGCAGAUGGAACAGCAGCUAGCUUACCCUCAAGAAUAUGACAUCUCAAGGUAGCUGCUGCUGGAGGGGUUUAACUUCACGUGCACGGAAGAAUACACCAUAGAGAAUUUUGGAGGUGGAAGAAGCUAUUUUCGACUAUCAUUUUUCUGUUUCUCCUCUUUUAGUUUCUUGUGUAAAUUACUUGGAUUGACCUGAAUAUGUAAAACUCUACUUUAUCACCUUGUGAAACUCUGAUUUUCUUAGAGGUGUAAGUAUGGAAUUAUUCUUCAAUGCCAUUUAAGGAUCAUUAGUACAA